Messenger RNA from Dicrocoelium dendriticum, 456 nucleotides. NCBI's taxonomy places the organism in Eukaryota, Metazoa, Platyhelminthes, Trematoda, Plagiorchiida, Dicrocoeliidae. The record is from the annotation of a GenBank genome assembly.
AUGCCCUCAUUCGUGCAUUUCAAGGCCGAUCUCGUAGUUGCCGGCAUCGUUUCUAUCGACGAAAUGCUUGACUGUCUCUCACCAGUUGGAUUGGUUUGUGAACGCAUUCCUCAAUCCAUGCUGGAGCUUAAAUACGGUAUCAAGCUCUCCAAACCCAUUUUGGAUAUUCAACUACAGGGAAUUGCAGAGGACAGCCCACCAACGCCACAUGAUCUACUCGCUGCACACGCUUUCUCCCACAGCUUCAUGACAGCCAAGGGCAAUCCUCAUUAUGACAGGUCCGCUCGAAUCAUCCUCAAAGAUUACGUCCAAGGUCGCCUGUUGUAUUUUCAUCCACCACCCGGCACGGACCCACAGGCAUUUCAGCUUCUCGGGAGGAAUCCCGACAGCUUACCCCCUAGUUUAGCUCACACGGUUACCACAGUAAUUUCAUUACACCAAUUUGCUUUGCGCUAA